Molecule: messenger RNA, 2385 nt
Organism: Daldinia loculata
Lineage: Eukaryota; Fungi; Ascomycota; Sordariomycetes; Xylariales; Hypoxylaceae
Exons: 1
Source: RefSeq, a predicted model, not a curated record
GAUGGACGUUUUGCAAGAGAGACUCCAAUCGGUUUUCACGGGCUUCGUACCUGGUUUAUCACAUACGAUCUUGCGCCAAGAUCCCGAAAUCCUAGCCAUUUUCGUCGGGGGUAAUGGGCUUUACCUGGACGAGGCAGACUUAAAAGCGGGAGUUCACCGUUUGUAUUGGAACGUUGCCGUUAUCGUCAAGACUAAGCUUGAUAUUUUCAGGCUUGUCAACGAAAACCGCCAACGUCUCUUGGAACUAACAGGGAUCGUGCGGCAAGAAUGCCCUCAUGAGCUAUACCAAGUUCCCUCUCCAAGAUCUGAGUACUGGUCAGAGUUUGAUGCCGUCAGAUUCACUGGCUACGAUAGAUCCUCGUCUAUGAGAUCGGUUGUUAUAAUGAGCUGGGAAUACUUCGCCAGACCGGUGUCACAGACUAAGUCUACAACUGCGCUCAAUAUAUAUUCGUAUGUGGAUAAACGAAUCUAUAAGAAUAACAAUUUUGGACGUGUGGAAUGUCAAAUUCUACAGGCAACUAGCCUCCCAGAUGGGUUUGUGAUCCUACACGACCAAUGGCUAUACGAGGACUGGCAUACGCCCUAUAAUUCUCGCCGGGACCCCUCGGAUGUGGUGCUUGGCCAGACUGCACAGCUGUUAAUUAGCGGAGUCAACUUAUUCAAGAAUCAGUACAGAGAGAUAAUUACCAAACAGAUCCUAGCCCUUUACUUUCAUGUUACCGGGCAAUCUGCAACCGCCAAAUGUCUUACUGAUUCAGACCUAUUUUCGUCUUACUAUACUGAAUGGAUGAAUCAAAGACUUGAGGCAUAUAUGCUCGGCAAAGAAGUUAUCCAGAGCUUGGGCCCAGGCAACGUAUCUGCCCCUGCCCGGCAAAUAGCUUUAUUUGGAGACAUAUCGACGGGAAAGUACUGGGAAAGGAAUACCUUCAGGACUGUUGAAGCCGUUGAUAAAAAGGUACUCGGUUGUUUCGAGCACGGAGACUUCGCCUGGAUCAGGCAAAGGAGGCCACUCCUCGGCGAGCACUCAGGAAAAUGGGAGGUCGCAAUUACCUGUGCGGCUAGAAAUACCACCAAUGUACUCUGUAAGAUGACUCCAUCCGCAAAUGACGAGCUCGAAAGAGCAAUGCUAGCUUCUCAUUUUUAUCCCUGGGUACAAGUUCCACGUAUAUCGGGCUCUGAAAAGUUGCUCUUCCCUAUGCUAGAGUACGAGUAUGAAGAUGAAAUUAGGACUCGGUAUUAUAAGACUGGCGGUAACAACUGGAAUGACGCGGAGGCGCUGCUUCAUGCUGAAGUGGUGAAAGCUGAGAUAAUGCUUAGUGCCUAUCGAAAGUCGUUCCGGAAUCCUGAUAUACAAAAGCAGGAUACUAGCGAGGUCAUAAAAUCGCAUCUUGAUCGCAUCGCAAAAGGGGGGAGGGUGUUCCGAGAGCUACACGGUGAUAAGAUACAGGUAAAAGGAGGCGCCUCGGUUGCUACUAGGAAGCUGUUGGACCUGGAAUGGAUCAUUAACGGCGAGCGGUAUCCGUCCUUGCGCAAGUCGCUCGAUCGAGCUGCCAGAGAUAUCCGCAAAGCUCGGCCCGGUCCGGUGGUCUUUGGGUUAGGAGAUACCAGUGCGCUCCAUACCAUGGUGUCACCGAGAACCGUACAAGGAGGUCGUAAAGUUAUCUUUGAUAACUAUGGGUCUGCCAAGUAUCACCCAGUCAUGCUUGACGUCGCUAGAGCCUUCUACUUCGAUGUGUUCUUUGAGAUGGCGCGCCUGGCCGAUUUACCAUCUCGCACGUGGCCGCGGAUGAGAUACUCGUUUACCGGGACCACGAUAGACGUCAACUACGCUCCGAAUUGCAGCUGGUUAGCACGGACGAUAGCUGAUAUCAAAAUAAGAUAUCUGCUUCAUCCUCUCGAAGACGAGAUUAACGCUGCGGGGCAUUCCUUUGAUGAUCUCAUUCCUCAGUUGUCCGCUGGUAUAUUCCUGGUUCCGACAUUAUACCAGGACUUUUCCAAGAAUCCAGACUUCAUCAUUGCAAAUAUUAUGACCGGGAUGGUUAUGUCGCGAUGUAAGAACUGGGACGAAUUCCACUUGGCGGUCGGAAAACUAGGGCUUGGUACUUGAAGCGAUGGCAGCGCCUUUUAAAAGAAAAGAAAAAAAAUAAAAUAGAAUAGUGAAAGAAUUCGGAUAAUUUAUGACUUUCUCGUAGCCCUGAACUGUGACUGUUUCCUGAAGUAGUUUAAAUGUUAUAUAUAUAAUACAAAAUGACGUGAAUAAGAAAAGAACAACUCCGUUGAAGCACGAAAAGCCACAAAACCAACUUGGGACUAGACCAACUAAUAUAGCUAGAAGCUCUUUGUAUAGAUGUCUCAGCAGCCCCGGGAUCCAACACAGUGCCGAAA